AAAGUUGGAGGCACACGUGGUGUGGAGGGAAGGAGAGGGGAUAAGGAACUGAAACGGGGAAGACGAGACGAUGAUAUACGCAAAACAGUUAAAUUAAAUCUGGUCAAGUAGAAGAUAAUGGUAAUCCAUGGGGCAAAAGUGUGGUUGCCUUUAAUGCCUGCCGUUAAAUGUAAUAGUUGCUCCAACAAGGUGGUCUUGGCAGUGAGCGGCAGAAGAAUCAGUAUUGUGAGUAUGGUGAGCUCAGCCGUCGCCGCUGCCAUAGCUUGUGCUUGUGCUUGUGCUCAGGAACCGCCUCAACCGGAGACUCUUUCCAACAUACCUCAGACGCUUUCCGGUGAAUGUCCGUCGCCCGGAGACUGCCGGAAACCCAAAAUCCAGAGACCUAAGUCCAGAAAAGCGGAAUCCUGCACAGGCAAGUGCGUCACCACUUGCAUCCAAGGUGGCGACGGCUCUCCUGGCGAAGGCCCUCUUAAUGUCAGAAGACCUCUGGUAGUUUUCAAGCAAGGGUUUCGAACUCGUCAAUACUGCUUGGUGGAGUGUACAGAUAUUUGUAAUUUGAUAGGUGAUGGUGACGAUGGACCUUGAAUUGUUUGUUUUUUUUUUUUGUUCAUAGCACCAGCUAUUUAAAAAUUAAAUAUCGUUUGUCCUGCUUUUAAA
Prosopis cineraria is the source of this 657-nucleotide messenger RNA. RefSeq lists its product as uncharacterized. The coding region runs from base 118 to 585 and encodes 155 amino acids. The transcript is spliced from 3 exons. Lineage: Eukaryota; Viridiplantae; Streptophyta; Magnoliopsida; Fabales; Fabaceae. The record is from RefSeq and is a predicted model, not a curated record.